Molecule: messenger RNA, 2682 nt
Organism: Eremomyces bilateralis CBS 781.70
Lineage: Eukaryota; Fungi; Ascomycota; Dothideomycetes; Eremomycetales; Eremomycetaceae
Product: P-loop containing nucleoside triphosphate hydrolase protein
Exons: 2
Coding region: 149-2599 (816 amino acids)
Biological process (GO): rRNA processing
Cellular component (GO): nucleus
Molecular function (GO): nucleic acid binding; RNA helicase activity; ATP binding
Source: RefSeq, a predicted model, not a curated record
CCGCGAAUGUCCACUGAAAUCUGCCCGUGAUUUUAUUGCCACAAAGAUUCGCUUGACGAAGAAGGCUACCGAGGAUCUCGGAAUUGGGUUUUAGCAAGUUCCGUGUAGGAAAGGUCCAACUCAUCAGGGAAUCCUCAACACCGGCACCAUGGGGAAUCGAGUCGAGAAGAGCCAGCAGAAGAAGAAACGGGGAGCAGGUUUCGGUCAAAGCAAGCGGAAAACGGACCAUACCCAGAUUGAAAAGCUAGAGAAGGCCAUUAACGAGCUUGACCCCAAAGAGGAUUCAUUCAAAGAUUUCGCUGACCUUCCGAUUUCCGACAUUACCAAAGAAGGCAUAAAAGCCAAUCACUACUCAGUGCUCACCGACAUCCAGGCCAAGGCCAUCCCAUAUGGGCUGAAGGGAUCCGACAUACUUGGAGCUGCGAAGACCGGGAGCGGCAAGACCCUAGCAUUCGUCAUUCCGGUGCUAGAGAACCUCUACCGCGCACAAUGCAUAGGGAAAGAUGCUGGCCUAGGCGCGAUGAUCAUCUCGCCGACGAGGGAAUUGGCGAUCCAAAUAUUCGAAGUGCUCUACCGGAUUGGACGAAAGGGACAUCUUUUCGCCGCUGGACUCGUCAUCGGAGGGAAGCACUUGAGAGAAGAGCAGGAUGCGCUCGUGCGGAUGAACAUCGUGGUCUGCACACCUGGUCGCAUACUUCAACAUUUAUCCCAGACGGUCAAUUUCAACGUGGAUAACCUUCGGAUGCUGGUUCUAGACGAAGCGGACCGUAUCCUCGACAUGGGUUUCCAGAGAGAUGUGGAUGCGAUUAUCGACUACCUGCCCAAAGAAAGGCAGACAAUGCUAUUCAGCGCAACCCAGACCAAGCGAGUAUCCGAUUUGGCAAGGUUAAGUCUCCAAGACCCGGAAUACAUUUCAGUUCACGAAGCAGCCACGGCCGCAACUCCGCAAUCGCUUCAACAGAAUUACGUCGUCGCACCGUUACCGGAGAAACUCGAUACCUUGUGGAGUUUCUUGCAGACGGCGAAAAAGUCAAAGAUCAUCGUGUUCCUGUCUUCAGGGAAGCAGGUUCGAUUCGUAUAUGAGAGCUUCCGCAAGAUGCAACCCGGCAUCCCACUGCUGCAUCUCCAUGGACGACAGAAGCAAUUUGCAAGGCAUGAUAUCACCUCAAGAUUUGCCAAAGACAAGACGUGCUGUCUGUUUGCGACCGAUGUGGUUGCGCGAGGCAUUGACUUCCCUGCUGUCGACUGGGUUGUCCAGGUCGAUUGCCCCGAGGACGCCGACACUUACAUUCAUCGCGUCGGGCGAACCGCAAGAUACGAGCGAAAUGGUCGAGCCAUUCUGUUCCUCGACCCCACCGAAGAGGAAGGGAUGGUGAAGCGUUUAGAGCACAAGAAAGUGCCGAUUGAGAAGAUCAACAUCAAGGAGAAGAAGCAGAAGAGCAUCAAGGAUCAGUUGCAGAACUUGUGUUUCAAAGAUCCGCAACUGAAAUACCUCGGACAGAAGGCGUUCAGCUCCUACGUCCGAUCCAUCUACGUCCAGAAAGACAAAGAGGUGUUCAAACUGGGAGAGCUACCUCUGGAAGAAUUCGCGGCCAGCCUCGGUCUUCCCGGCGCCCCCCGAGUGAAGUUUAUGGAAGGAGACGACAUGAAAUCUAUCAAGAAUGCCCCGAGACGCGGCAUGUCUCCUUCCGAGGACGACACCGAGGAAGAAGAGAACGAUGCUAAAGAUGCCAAAGGAAAGGCAAAGGUGCGGACUAGGUACGACCGUAUGUUUGAGCGGCGUAAUCAAGACAUUCUGGCGGAUCACUAUACCAAGCUCAUCCGGCCGGAUGAAGAAGUAGACGAGUCAAAGCUGGCGGAAGACUUCAAUGGGGAGGCCGUCCAGGACGACUCCUUCAUGACUGUGAAACGACGCAUCGCUGUCGACGAGGACGGUAUUGGUGCGUCGUCAUCAGACGAAGAGGACGCCGCUUCGGGUGGAGCCGGGCUCCCCGUGAAGAAAGUGGUGGCCCUUGCCGGCGCUAAAGAACCGCUGCUCAUCGACUCCAAACGACGGGAGAAGCUGCUGAAAUCGAAGAAAAAGUUGCUGAACUUCAAAGACCACGGCAAAAAGAUCAUCUUCGAUGACGACGGCAAACCGCAUGAGGUGUAUGAGCUGGAAGACAUCGACACGUUCAAGGCGAAGGGUGGGGCUGAGGAGCAGCGGAAGACCUUCUUGGACGCGGAGAGGCAGCGGGUGCAGCUGGCGGAUGUGGAGGACAAGGCGAUGGCGAAGCAGAAGCGGAAGGACAAGCGGGAGAAGCAGCGAGAGCGGGAGCGGGAGGAGUUUGAAGAAGAAGCGAACGAGGAGGAGGAGUUCGGGGUUCAGCUAGGUGAUCGGCAUGCUCGACAUAUUCCGGUCGAUCUGGGAUCGGAUGAAUCGGACGAGGAGGUUGAGGCGCCUGUGAAACCAGCUAAGAGGCCGAAGAAGUGGUUCGAGGACAGCGAUGAGGAAGAGGGUGGUAAGCCUAGCAAGAAGCGGAGGAAGCAGAUGGAUAAUGCCCCUGAGACUUUGGAGGACUUGGAGGCUCUGGCUGCCGGGUUUCUGGGAGGGAAAUAGGGUUAGUCAUGAUUGUAGACAUGCAUUGAAAUUUCAUGAGAACUUCAAUAAGACCCAUUAAAGCCGUUAAAUGAAUUGAUCCG